AUGGAAUCACCAUCAAUGUUAAUACCAACGGCAAAUGUACCUCGUGCAAUAUCAUCACCAUCAUUAUCAUUUGCUCAUCGUUUUUAUAUACUUUUAAAAGCACAUUAUUUUCUUUUUUUUUCGGCAUUUGGUAUACUUUAUCCAAUAUUAAAUAUAACAUUACGUAAUCGUGGUUUAUCAAAUGCUGAAUUAUCAUAUAUUAAUAUAAUUAUUCCCUUUAUAAUGUUUUUUACAAAUCCAUUAAUGGGUUUUAUUGCUGAUCAUUCACGUCGUUAUGUAUUAACGUUUAAUUUUGUUCUUGCUAUUACUACUAUUAUAUAUGGUAUUAUGUUUAUAUUACCAACAGUUAAAUCACGUAAUAUACAAGCUGAUAUAUAUCAUAAUAAUCAAUAUGGUUAUAGCUUAAAUUUUUGUGCUAGUCAAGAAGUAGCAACACAAUGUGCAUCAAGAUCUCAAUGUGGAUGUUCAUAUCAAGCAAAUUGUACUUUAAUUGAUUCAUUAGAUUAUAGAUAUAAUAAUCAAAUGAAAACAUUUGUUUUUACAUUUUCAAUGAAUUCAAAAGAUUUUUCUAAAGAAAUUAAUUAUGCAACUGAUAUGAGUGAACCAGAAACAUGUGGAAUUAAAUAUCGAGUAUCAAUUGAUCAAAUUAUUAAACAAUAUAUAGAAGACCGUAGUUUUGAUCUAUUACCUUCUAAUGAUAUUUCAUCUAAAUUAGCUAGUUGUGAAAUAACUUGUUCAAUUGCACAUUAUUGUCAUGGAUCACGUUAUGCUAAUCAAAUAGGUUUUAUUCUUCUCUAUUCACUUUUAUUUAUUAUUGGAAACAAUCUUAUAAAUAAUGCUAUUGCUCUUGGUGCAUCAAUUGGUUUUGCUACUUUAGAUCGUCCAGAAAUAUUUGGACAACAACGUGUUUUUGGUACACUUGGUUUUGGUAUAUCAGCAUUUCUUGCAAGUCGUGUUUAUCAAAUCUUUCAAACAGAAUUUGUUUAUAUAAUUAUGUUUUCUAUUACAAGUAUAAUUUGUAUUAUUGUAACAAGUUUUAUUCGUAUUCAACCAAACAAACAAAAACCAAGUACAAUACACAAUGAAAAUAUUGUUGAAGAAAUACAAAUCGAUGAUUUAUCUAGAGUGAAAGUGAAAAAAACAAAGAAGAGUAGAUCUCAAGGUGCAUUAUCUAAACUUUUGGGCAUGUUAAAAAAAAUUGAUGUUAUUAUUUUUCUUUCUCUGGCAUUCGCUUGGGGAAUGUCUAAUGCAGUUCUAGAUCCAUAUAUAUAUUUGUAUAUUGAUGAACUAGCACCAUGUCAAUCACAUUCCAUUGUUGGUUGGAUGUCAUUAGUAUCAUCAUUAUCUGAACUUGUUGCUUUUUUUCUUGCUGGAAGAGCACUUAAUUUCUUUGGUCGUGGUAUUGGGCUAUUAGCUGCAUCAUUUAUCUACACAUUUACUCAACAGCCUCUUCUUUUUCUAAUAUUUGCAUUAUUUAAUUUAAUUGCUGCUGUCAUCUAUUCUCUCUAUUUUAUUCUACAUAGACAAUCUUCGAAAAAGUCGAUUGAACAGACUAAUAAUACAAAUAAUAAUACAUCGGAUAUUAUAAUUCAAUCUGAUACACAAUUAAAUGAAGAACCAUUAUUGACAUCAUCAACUAAGAACAAAUCAGACAAUCAAAUUGAUGGAUCAUAG
Messenger RNA from Rotaria sordida, 1674 nucleotides. The record is from the annotation of a GenBank genome assembly. NCBI's taxonomy places the organism in Eukaryota, Metazoa, Rotifera, Eurotatoria, Philodinida, Philodinidae.